AUGACUUCACCACAGUUAGAAAAUCACCUCCCCUUCCUCAGGAAGACCGGAGGUGCUUGGGAGCUGAUCGUCGACAACAAACCAUACCUCAUCCUCGGAGCCGAACUACAUAAUUCAUCCAUGAGCUCCGCUCGACACAUGGAGUCAGUAUGGGGAAAGCUCCGAGCAAUGAACAUCAAUACUGUCCUCGGGAACGUGACUUGGGAAGAUAUUGAACGGGACGAAGGCGUAUUUGAUUUCACGGAGCUGGACAGAGUUCUAGUGGCUGCCCGCUCAUCUGGAUUGCGCAUGAUAUUGCUCUGGUUUGGUUCGUUCAAGAACGGCUCCUCAAGUUACGUCCCCGGAUGGGUCAAGACGAAUACACGCCGCUUUCCACGCGCGCAGAUUCGAGAUGAACAUGGCAGUCUCACGUUGUCCGACAGUAUAUCAAUCUUCCAUAGCGAGUGCGUCAUGGCGGACAUCAAGGCAUUUACAGAGCUUCAAAGACAUCUCGCAAAUUUCGACCGCCAGAGAACAGUGCUUAUGGUCCAAGUACAAAACGAGGUCGGCCUUCUCGGUGACUCCCGUGACAGAAGUCUCCAAGCCAAAAAGCAGUUCAACUCCGCUGUUCCAAACGACCUGGUCAGGUUUUUAUCCUCUCAAUUCAAUAAUCUGCAGGAAGAUGCUAAAGAGAAGCUGGGGAGGUUCCAAGACACACUAUCACUAUGUCACCCCAGCGACCAGCGCUCCUGGGAGGACUGGUUUGGCUCAAGUGUUUAUACUGAUGAGCUUUUCAUGGCCUAUCACUACGCCACCUACGUUGAAAGUAUAGCAGCGGCAGGAAAGCGAGCGUAUGAUAUCCCCCUUUUUACAAAUGCCUGGCUUCCAAAACCCGCAGUUGGUGGAGGACUAGGUAAUCUCAUCGCAGCGGGCGGCGCUCUUCCCGGUUCCUAUCCUUCUGGCGGACCUAUAUCCAACGUCAUAGACAUCUGGCAUUGGCUGGCACCCAGCCUGGACUUUGUAGCACCCGACAUCUAUGAUGCUGACUACACCGCAACGUGUGAUACGUAUAAGCGUGGAGGCAGGCCUCUAUUCAUCCCAGAGCAACGCCGUGAUGCCCAUGGGGCGAGGCGGUUAUGGGAAGCUAUAGGCUCUCACCUAGCCCUAGGCGCAUGCCCUUUCGGGGUUGAUAGUUUGGAGCCUGAAUCGUUCGCGUACACGGCACAAUAUAAACUGCUCGGCUCACUUGAGACUCUGAUCCUUCGUUCCCGGCAAGACUCCAAGCGCACCUUUGGGUUUUAUUUUGACGAAUUCGAGGGUCAACAGGCGGAUAAAGGCCCACCAAUUGGCGUCUCUUUCAAAGAGUUCGAUCUUCUCAUAUCGCGAGCAUUCGUUUUCGGGAGACCCAGUCCAGGCUGUGGCAUGAUCAUUGAGAUCCAUGUUGGGCGAUAUCUUAUUAUAGGGGAUGGAUUCAAAGUGGAGUUCAAGUCAAGGUCAGCUACAUCGACGUUCACGGGAAUCUUGCGGGCUGAAGAAAAAAGUGUCCAAAAUACUGUUACUGGUGCUUUACGCACGGAACGAGUGCUCAAUGGAGAUGAGACCAGAAGUGGAAAGUGGGUUAACAUGCCGAGCGAGAAUCCAGAUUAUGGUGAUGGCUUUAUUCCCCUGCUCACUCCGGCAGGUACUCGGAUUGUAGAGGCUCAGGUAUACUCAAUAGAUGAAUAA
This is a messenger RNA of Clonostachys solani, 1704 nucleotides long. The record is from the annotation of a GenBank genome assembly. Lineage: Eukaryota; Fungi; Ascomycota; Sordariomycetes; Hypocreales; Bionectriaceae.